Molecule: messenger RNA, 642 nt
Organism: Lactuca saligna
Lineage: Eukaryota; Viridiplantae; Streptophyta; Magnoliopsida; Asterales; Asteraceae
Source: the annotation of a GenBank genome assembly
AUGGCUCCUUUUGAAGAUGCAAUGUUCUGGAUCGAUAUCAAUGCAUAUGACAUCAGUCGGAAGAUAGGGUAUGUGGCAUCUUUGGAAACCGGUGAUAUUGGUGUAGGCGGCAUGAGAAAAACAAGGCACAAGCAUAUCGGACGGCACCACUUCCGUCGCGGCCUCUGUCGGUGGGCUUCGCAGAACCAACAAAAUCGCAAGGCAAUAACGUUUUUGGGAUCCGGUGGUGGUUUCAUAUCGGCCAUACCUGACGCAAUCCACUCUUCCUCACCUACAAGACACAAGUACUUCAGAUUCCAAGGGCAAGGCGUGAUUGCGCGGUGCGGAUUCAAGAGGGAAUACAAGGAACGUUUUGCUGACAAUAAAUCAAUGGAAUUAGACUUAAAGGAGAAAGGUCCUUAUUAUGAGAUGGCAACAGUCAACAAAGUGGAGAAUUACAGAGUUAUCGAGAAGAAAACACACUAUGAAAUCGCCAUGACAUGUCAUAUUUAUCAUUGACUUUGUUGUAGAAUAACAAUCAGAACUUUUUAUUGUUUCGUGACUAUUUCAAUUUCUAUCAUAAUAAGAUUCACAUGUACAAACUUUAUUGGAUGUAUGAAUCAUGGCUCUAAUGGGGUUAUUAUUAUUAAUCCUUUUUUUGUG